AUGGCCAACCGCGCAUCGCCCAACUCCCAGGAUGCGGCACCUCCGCCAGCAAUCGCGACGCUGGCCGAGGGCCGCUCGCACCCCGACAAACUUGACGAUUCGACGUUGCCCCAACGAGCAACAUCACUGGGUCCAGAGCACAUGAUCACAGACCUGAUCUCGGCCACGACAUCCGCUGGACGCAAGCGCAAGCUGAAUAGCACAUCCGCACGAGGAGUCGCCAACCUCACCCCGGAUCAAUUGGCGAAGAAGCGUGCCAAUGACCGCCAGGCGCAACGCGCCAUCCGAGAACGCAACAAGGGUCAUAUCGAGGCGCUGGAGCAACAAGUCCGGGACCUCUCGUCGCAGAAACCGUUUCUCGAUCUCCAGGCUGCGCUACGGCAGAAUGAAAACACUCGGUCGGAAAACAGGGAGCUCCGCCAGGGACUCAAAGCAGCGAUGGACAUUAUACAGCCACUCCUUGCAAAGUCAGAGACAUCAGAUGCGCCUGCUUCCCUCCCUCAACAACAACCGAGGUCGAUUCCUCCUCCAUCACAUACAUCUCCACCCCCCGAUGCGGAAGCCUUUACAUCCAAUAGCCAUGGCUCAAUCCAAAACGAAAAGCAAUAUCCCGAGUCUAUCGCCAGCAUCGACACUCCUUCUCCCACUCACUCCGCGCCGGCUCUAAGGAAUCGCCGUAGUAGUUCUAAUGGCGGUUAUCAACCAUCGCCGUUCCGCCAUGCCCUGGACACCCAGCGCUACAAUAUCACCCAUGGGUUGGAUUUUGGUGCCGAGGAAAGGUUGGGCUUUAAUUUCCUCCUGGAGCCCUCCCAGAAUGUCCCCAAAAUCGACCGCCUACGGCGCAGCAGCUCAGAACACCUCCGCUCCUCACACACGAAUCCUCCAUCACCACUAUGUCCGCACCCGCUGAAUUCCCCCGAGCAUGGGACACCUGCCUUUGCCGCUCCGAUCAAAAACAUUGCGCCGACAUGUACCUUGGAUAUCAUCCUAGUCGACUUCCUUCACACCCGACAGCGGGAGGCAGCACAAGGGAUCCCCCGACAGAAGCUGGUCGGGCCACCGUACCCAAGUGUCUCCUCGCUGCUGAAUCCCGAGAAGAGUGUCGACUCACAUCCCGUGUCCAAAGUUUUCACGGACAUCCUGCGCACAUUCCCCGACAUCUCCUCGCUCCCGGAGCAGGUUGCCGUGCUCUAUGUCAUGUUCCUGCUCAUGCGGUGGCAGAUCUACCCAACGCAGGAAAACUACGACCGACUGCCCGACUGGCUCACUCCGCGUCCUACCCAGCUCCUCCAGCCGCAUCCUGCCUGGAUGGACUAUAUUCCCUUCCCGCGGAUGCGGGACCGCGUCGUCACCUCCUACCAAGACUACCCGUUCGAGAAUUGGUUCAUCCCGUUCACACGCGAUAUCUGUGUGAAUUGGCCCUACGAAGGCACAGACUGCUUGCUGUCGGCUGGUGACUCCGACGAGCUGGUCAUUAAUCCCGUUUUCGAGCGACACAUGCGCAACCUUUCCAAUUGGUCUCUGGGCACUCUGUUUGCAGAGAGCUACCCUGCCUUGGCGGAUACGGCCCGAAUCAAGACAGAGGCAACAACACAAACCUCAACCCCUCGGGCUAUAUAA
This is a messenger RNA of Penicillium alfredii, 1620 nucleotides long. Its product is annotated as bZIP transcription factor. Lineage: Eukaryota; Fungi; Ascomycota; Eurotiomycetes; Eurotiales; Aspergillaceae. The record is from RefSeq and is a predicted model, not a curated record. Gene Ontology annotation, molecular function: DNA-binding transcription factor activity. The transcript has 2 exons. Gene Ontology annotation, biological process: regulation of DNA-templated transcription. The coding region runs from base 1 to 1620 and encodes 539 amino acids.